AUGAGAUGCUUGGCGCAGCUCCGCCGGGCAGCUACGGCUGCGGGGCUUCCGGCUCAUGUGACGCCGUACAAAUGCCCCGUGCCGCGGGUCAUCCAUCACCGGAUCGAACACGUAAAGCCUGGCCGCUUAAUCAUCGUUGGCGACGUUCACGGAACUCCCGAGCUCUUCCGCUUGCUGGAUUCAUUGCGGUACAACGCCGCCUCUGACAACCUGAUCCUUGCCGGCGACCUCGUCAACAAGGGGCCCGUGUCCCUUGCAAUACUUGAUGCCGUACCGAAGCUCGGCUGCUGGGCCGUACGCGGCAACCACGACGACGCGGUGUUGUCCGCCUGGCUACAGUUCCGAGCCGGCCAGCCACUAAACCCCAAAUUGAAAUGGGCUCAAGACAUGACAGAUGAACAGGCUGCCGUACUUUUGGGACUGCCGUUCACAGUUUCGGUGCCCGAGUACGGUAUAACCGUCGUACAUGCAGGCUUGGUGCCCGGCGUGCCCAUUGAGCAGCAAGACAUGUGGGCCAUGUACAAAAUGCGCAACGUGGUGGAGCUGAAGGAGGACGGGGGGGAGGGGCAGAGAGGGGCAGGGGGCCAGGGGGAGGACGCGACCCGGAGGUACCAGUUGUCUGUUCCCAACGUCCACACACCUCCAGGCCGCGCGGGAGACGCGUGCAAAGGCAGUUCCGGAACCCCUAGUCGGAGUACAGGGCAGAUGUACAGGGCGGUGGAGAAGGCCAAGGACGGCGGAAAGGCCUGGGGGGCGCUGUGGCGGGGUCCGACCCACGUGUUUUUUGGCCAUGACGCCAAACGGCGCCUGCAGCUGCAUCCGCACGCCACGGGCCUGGACACGGGCUGUGUGUACGGCGGGGCGCUGACAGCGGCGGUGAUGCCGCCGCUAGCGGAUCUCAGGGCGCGUAGCCCGGGGUUUCUUUCCCGGUUGCGUUCGGGAGGGGCGUUGUCGCGCAAAGACCUGAUGGUGGAGCUUGUGGCCGUGGAGGCCGGGGAGGUGUACUCGGCACCGGUGAACGACGGUGCCAGAAAGGGGUGA
Molecule: messenger RNA, 1041 nt
Organism: Volvox carteri f. nagariensis
Lineage: Eukaryota; Viridiplantae; Chlorophyta; Chlorophyceae; Chlamydomonadales; Volvocaceae
Exons: 4
Coding region: 1-1041 (346 amino acids)
Biological process (GO): polyphosphate catabolic process
Cellular component (GO): cytoplasm
Molecular function (GO): endopolyphosphatase activity; phosphatase activity
Source: RefSeq, a predicted model, not a curated record